This is a messenger RNA of Talpa occidentalis (Iberian mole), 1432 nucleotides long. It is a transcript of the gene TEKT4, whose product is annotated as tektin 4. Lineage: Eukaryota; Metazoa; Chordata; Mammalia; Eulipotyphla; Talpidae. The record is from RefSeq and is a predicted model, not a curated record. The transcript has 6 exons. The coding region runs from base 63 to 1406 and encodes 447 amino acids. Gene Ontology annotation, biological process: cilium assembly; cilium movement involved in cell motility. Gene Ontology annotation, cellular component: sperm flagellum; microtubule cytoskeleton; nucleus.
UCGUGGCGCCACGAGCCCCGCCCCACUCCCUGCCCGCGCCUGCCCCCUGCCCGGUGGGCACCAUGGCGCAGUCAGACGUGCUCCUGACUAGGCCGCCCGCCCCACAGACGGUGCCGGCCUGUGAGCUGCCCCCCAAGCAGCACGAGGUGGCGUGCAACACGGGCGCCCACACGUCCGCGGGCCUGGCCACCGCCGGCUUCCGCACGGCCAAGUACCUGCUGGACGAGUGGUUCCAGGGCUGUUACGCCCGCUACCACCAGGCCUUCGCCGACCGCGACAGCUCGGAGCAGCUGCGCCACGAGAGUAGGCGCCUGGCAGAGGAGACGGGGGCGCGGGCGUGGCGCACGCAGGAGGACUCCACGCGGCAGGUGGGCGCGCGGCUGCAGGACAUGCAGGCCUGGCAAGGCGAGCUGCAGCGCCAGGCGCAGGAGCUGCUGGCUGAGGCUGACCUGCUGCUGGCCCAGAGGCGGCGGCUGCAGCGCGCCCUGGACGCUGUGGCCAUGCCCCUGUCCAUCGCCACCGACAACCUGCAGAGCCGGGAGCGCCGCCAGCACCCCGACCUCGUGCGGGACUGCGUGGAGCUGGAGCUGCUGAAGGAGGCGGAGCUCAUCCGGAACAUUCAGGAACUUCUGAAGAGGACCAUCGCGCAGGCCACGGGCCAGAUCCGGCUGAACCGCGAGCACAAGGAGACGUGCGAGGCCAGCUGGUCGGACAAGGUGGAGGCCUACAACAUCGACGAGGCCUGCGCGCGCCUGCGCGACCAGAGCCCCGCGGCGCAGUUCCACCCGCACUCGGCCGCGCUGGAGGAGAGCGCGUCCACGCCCGAGACGUGGGCCCAGUUCACCCGGGACAUUCUGUGCCGCGGGGAGCGCGAGCGCCUGGCCUCGGCCAACCUGCGGGCGCUCAUCGACUGCAUCCUGCGGGACACGGCGGAGGACCUGCGGCUGCAGAACGACAACGUGAACCUGGCCUUCGGGCGCCGCUGCCAAGAGCUGGAGGACGCGCAGCACAAGCUGGAGCACCACCUGCGCAAGACGCUGCGCGAGAUCGCGGACCAGGAGCGCGGCGUGGCGGCGCUGCGGCGGGCGGUGCGCGCCCAGGAGGCGCCGCUGAAGGUGGCCCAGACCCGCCUGCACCGGCGCGCCUUCCGGCCGGGCGUGGAGCUGUGCCGCGACGCCGCCCAGCUCAGGCUGACCUGCGAGGUGCAGGAGCUGCACGCGGCCCUGGCGGCCCUGAAGGCGACGCUGCUGGAGGCCGAGCAGGCGCUGCGGAACCUGGAGGACACGCGCGGGCGCCUGGAGCGCGACAUCGCCGUCAAGGCCAACAGCCUCUUCAUCGACCGGCAGAAGUGCCUGGCGCGCCGCGCGCGCUACCCCUCGGCGCUGCAGCUCGCGGGCUACCCCUGAGCCGCCCCGCCCCCUCGCGCCCCCAA